Molecule: messenger RNA, 303 nt
Organism: Rangifer tarandus platyrhynchus (Svalbard reindeer)
Lineage: Eukaryota; Metazoa; Chordata; Mammalia; Artiodactyla; Cervidae
Source: the annotation of a GenBank genome assembly
AUGUGCCAGGUAAUGGACCAGGCACUGGUGAUGCAGAAAGGAUCAAGGCAGGUUGCAGCCCCUGUAGGUGCCCGGGGUAGAGAGGAAAGGCUGGCUGGUGGGCAGGCAAACAUCACCGUGCAGUUCGAUAUGUGUUAUGAUGGGGAAUGGACCUUUUACAGAGGGAGCCCAGGAGAAGAAGUUCCAGUUUCUGUCUGGGGAAGUCAGGCAAGGCUCUUUGGAGGAGGCAGGCUGAGCUAUGACUUGAAGAUGACCAGAAGUUUUCUGGAUAGCCAGGGGAGGGAGAACAUCACAGGCCAAUGA